Exaiptasia diaphana is the source of this 1777-nucleotide messenger RNA. RefSeq lists its product as uncharacterized. The record is from RefSeq and is a predicted model, not a curated record. NCBI's taxonomy places the organism in Eukaryota, Metazoa, Cnidaria, Anthozoa, Actiniaria, Aiptasiidae. The transcript has 3 exons. The coding region runs from base 327 to 875 and encodes 182 amino acids.
GUGGAUUUUCAAUCAUAUUUGUUUUAUGCUCUUUUGGUUUAGUUCUUUACAAUAACCACUUGACCUUGCAUAUUUUAUGGACAGAAAAUAGUCCGGAACUGUUAGGAAGAAAUACUAAUCUGCGUCCUGUCAACGGUCAGCAAUUGUUCCGCGUUUCUUGCAUGCUGGAUGUCCCCUUCCUUCCUCUCUUGUUCGACAUGUCUUUGCACAUUCGGAAACUAUAAUAACCUCACAUACACUGCGGUUAGAAAGAAGUCAUUCUACUUUGCACGCUCAACAUUGCUAUAGUGACACUCACUUCUAGCUCACUUUUACUUUGAUUAUCCAUGGACGUUCAACUACUUCAGUAUUUUGGAGAUUUCUCCCAACAAAAUAUGUUAAGCUUUCCAAAAGAAACAGGCAGCCUACUAAGAAAGCCAAUCACUCGAGUGCAGUUCAUCGAUCUGCAUCAAGUAUAUUACAAGGUACAAAGUCGUGUUGGCAGAGAGUCCAGACAGAGGCUGGUGGAUGGUAGAAUAAGGAUGCUAGUUACAUUUCAUGCACAAAUUCAAGGUAUUCAAGUUUUCGUUGAAAGAAUCYCAGAAGCUGCACUUCUGUGCAAUGACUUUAAUGGACGAGUAAAACUGGAGACAAAGAUGGGCAAACUUGAAUCGAAUAAGCAAUUCCUGUCAGUUGAUCUUGACUCAGUGUACACGUCUCCAUUAGGAAAACCUGUCUACAAACUUUCAACGGUCGAGGCGGAGAAAAGAAAUCGUUUUCGUAUUGUCGUUGUCAUUGAUGGGUCCGAGUCGAAAACAUAUUUCAGUAGACCAUUCCUGAUAAGAAGUCGAAGAACGUCCUUCAAACGUAAUUCGAAGACUUGCUCUACACCAUAAGCUAACUUGACAUAUACGAAUAGCGAUUUUACCAUGCUAUGGAGUUGGAUAAAAAAAAAUAAUUCCUGCAGACCUACGUAAAGGUUUACGCAGAAUUAACGUACGUCUGACGUACAGAAAUUCCAUAUAGCUCUUUUUCACUUUUUUUACGAAACUUUACGUAAUGUCURGACGUCUCACUUUUACAGACCGAUCGUUGAGCCACUAGGUAUGGCAAUAGAAACGUGUAAUCUUUUGUACUAAGUGAUUACUAAAUUGUCGUGACAUGUGUAUAAUUUACUUUACAUGUAGUAUCUUACGGAAAAGGCCAACUCAAAUUUACAUAUCAAGAGAUAAACUCUUAUGGACAGGGACACGGAAAAAACCCAUACAUCAUAUAGAACUCCUCUCGCGGAAAAAAACGUACAUCAUACUUCUUUCGAAUGCAACGGAACCUUUACUUAAAACUUUACACAUUUACCGUAAUUACAUAAACAAAUAUGAUUUUGAUAUACUUUACCAAUAAAAAUUGUACAAUUACAACGCACAAAAUGUCGUAUUUAUAUCAUUCAUAUCACYACAGUAGCCAUGGUGUAUACAACACAAUGUAGACUUAACUGUAAUACUACAGAACUAGUGCAUUGUUCAAACAUAUCAAAGCUUUUCUGUCAUUUCUGGUACAGCCUGAAAUAAAUAACAAUUAAUAAUUGACAAAAUGAGAUUAUUACAGAACAAACAAGCAACAAGAAACAAAACACAAACAAUCAAUGGGAAAGUGAAAAAGAAAUGUAAAAUAAAAGUCUUUUGAAGAUGAUGGGAAUUGUAAAAGGAAACGUUUUUYAUACCUUAAACAAAUCUUCAACCAAGCCAUAGUCAGCAACUAAAGCAAAAAUGAUCAAAUUCAUUAAAUUGAUUGUUACAUA